This is a messenger RNA of Vigna radiata var. radiata (mung bean), 3068 nucleotides long. RefSeq names its product serine/threonine-protein kinase/endoribonuclease IRE1a. The transcript has 6 exons. The record is from RefSeq and is a predicted model, not a curated record. NCBI's taxonomy places the organism in Eukaryota, Viridiplantae, Streptophyta, Magnoliopsida, Fabales, Fabaceae. The coding region runs from base 189 to 2816 and encodes 875 amino acids. Gene Ontology annotation, biological process: IRE1-mediated unfolded protein response; intrinsic apoptotic signaling pathway in response to endoplasmic reticulum stress; mRNA processing. Gene Ontology annotation, molecular function: ATP binding; RNA endonuclease activity; protein serine/threonine kinase activity. Gene Ontology annotation, cellular component: IRE1-TRAF2-ASK1 complex.
GGUUGUUGUUGCAUUUAAUUAGUUUCAUUUUUCAUCCUGAUUUUCUUCAUCCAAACAUGGGAUGAUGGAUUCCAAGUGACACGAGACGAAAUUGACUCAGCUGAAUAUUGUUUUCAACGCAUAAUUUUGAAUUCUUGGUGACGACAGUUUUUUGAUGUCGUUGUUGAUCUUGUUUCCCGACAUCGCAGAUGAUUGCUUCCGUUCUAAGCUCUCCGUUUUCCCUAUUUCUUCUCAUUUUUCUCUUCUUCAGCUUUCCCACCUCACAAUCCCAACUCUUGCUGCCUUCUUCUCCGCCCUCAGUUAAACCGGCCACCGCACUCGUCGCCGCCCUGGAUGGUACCGUGUAUUUGUUGGAUAGUGAUUCUGGAAGGGUUUUUUGGUCUUUUUCAACUGGAUCUCCAAUCUACUAUUCAUAUCAUGCUCCCAUCAAUAACCCUAACCACAACUUCACCGCCUUCGUUGAAUGUGGAGAUGAUUGGGAAUUAAUCGUCCACGACGCUCACUUGGGUAAAAAGAGACUAUCGAAAUCGAUUGAAGAGUAUGUUGCUUCUACCCCUAUCAAGACAAAGGAUGGAGCAUCUGUAUUUGGUCACAAGAGAACCACUAUGUAUGUAGUUAAUGCUAAAACUGGAGGACUAUACCGAAGCUACUCUGAACAUGAUCAUGCUUCUAAUGCGGUGUCGAGUUAUGAUGACCGGCUGCAUGUUGCAAGUACGAAGGAUAAUGUUCUUGUUGAUCCUGCACAGUUGAAUCCACCUGAGUACUUGCUUGAGAUAACUAGGACGGAUUAUACUUUGCAAUCCGUUGUUCCUGGUUCUGGAAUAGUUUUGUGGACUAUGAAAGUGGCUGAAUUUAAGGCUGCAUUGGUUUGUUCGCAUACUGAAAAUCCUUCUGGAAGGAAAUCGUUAGAUGCAGAUGAUGGGUAUGUUUUGGACGGUGGCUUAGAUUUUGCCAUGCCCUAUGCAUGUUGGGACAUGAAACUGAAUGAAGUAUACCGCCAACGCAAGAAAUUUUUGAUAGAACCUGCUGACCCUGAGAGAUUGUCUGAGGUUUAUGAAGAGGUUGAUAUGCUUCCAUUUCAUACUUCAGAGCUCAUGCUUCCAUCACAACCAGCCAAUGAUAAAAUUGUUCUAGGCCGGGAGGGAAUGCCGAUGCUAUCUUUGCCAAUGCCAAAUCCUUUGUCUUCUUUGCAAAACAAAAUUGGCUUCUAUGAGGGCAAUGAUAAUGUUCCUAUGCUCCCUCGGUCUCUUAUGGAGACCACUACAGAAGAAGUUGAUCCAGGCAGGGUAAAUAAAUGGUCAAAAACAAUACCUCUUGUAUUAUUUACCAUCUUUCUAGGUUCUUUUAUUAUAUAUCACUCUCUUGUCUUUACCAAUAAAGACCAGAACAGGGAGACACAUUCAAAAAGUCCACCUCCUAAGAAGAAGAAAGCUCGCAAGUCAAUAAAGAACAACAUUUCUGUCACACAGAAUAAGCAAUCGUUGUUGGCGCAGGAGGAGGGCACAUUCACACUUAACGAAACAAACUCCAGUACACAGGUGCAACUUGAUGGACGCAGGAUCGGUAAACUAUUUGUAUCUAAUAAAGAAAUUGCCAAGGGAAGCAAUGGUACUGUUGUCCUUGAGGGGACAUACGAAGGUCGGACAGUUGCUGUCAAACGUCUUGUUCAGAGUCAUCAUGAUGUGGCCCAUAAAGAAAUCCAAAAUCUCAUUGCAUCUGACAGGCAUCCAAACAUUGUCCGAUGGUAUGGGGUGGAAUGCGAUCAUGAUUUUGUUUACCUUGCUCUGGAACGNUGUACAUGCAACUUGGACGAUUUGAUUCAUUCGCACUCUGAUAUAUCAGAAAACCCNGCAGUUAGAACUUCUCAAAUGAAGACAGAGGAGACUGAUAUGCACUUUCUUUGGAAAACAAAUGGUUUUCCAUCACCUCUCUUACUGAAAUUGAUGAGGGAUAUAGUUUCUGGGCUUGUUCAUUUGCAUGAACUAGGGAUAAUCCAUCGGGAUUUGAAACCUCAAAAUGUUUUGAUAAUAAAAGAAAGAUUAUUGGUUGCAAAGCUUUCUGACAUGGGAAUUAGCAAACGUCUUCUCGAAGAUAUGUCUUCUCUAGGCGAGAGUGUUACGGGCUGUGGCAGUUCAGGCUGGCAAGCACCUGAGCAACUUGUUCAAGGGCGACAAACACGAGCUGUGGAUUUAUUUAGUUUAGGUUGUGUUCUCUUUUUCUGCAUGACUGCAGGAAGGCAUCCAUUUGGAGAGCGGCUUGAGCGUGAUGUCAAUAUUGUUAAAAAUCAAAAAGAUCUUUUCUUAGUGGAGUUUAUUCCUGAAGCUGAGGAUCUUAUUUCUUGUUUGUUAAACCCUAAUCCUGAUCUUAGGCCAAUGGCGAUUGAAGUAUUGCAUCAUCCUCUCUUUUGGAGCUCUGAGAUGAGACUUUCAUUUUUGCGUGAUGUAAGUGAUAGGGUGGAACUUGAAGAUAGAGAAUCCGUUUCUGAUCUUUUGAAGUCAUUAGAAAGCAUUGCUCCACUGGCUUUAGGUGCAAAAUGGGAUGAGAAGCUAGAUCCUGAGUUCAUCACUAACAUUGGUCGAUACAGGAGAUAUAAAUUUGACAGUGUGCGGGACUUGUUGAGGGUCAUGAGAAAUAAGCUAAACCAUUACAGGGAAAUGCCUCAAGAAAUCCAGGAACUGAUAGGACCUGUUCCGGAUGGAUUCAAUGACUACUUUGCAAGUCGAUUCCCAAGGCUCUUGAUUGAAGUGUACAAUGUUAUAUACAGAAAUUGCAAGAACGAUGAAUGCUUUCAAAGAUAUUUUAGAUACAUUAACUAGUGCCUUCGCUUUUGUCAGUCGGAAAAGAUAGGUCGGUCUGGAGCGAAAUGUGUUUAGAUUUACAGAACGGAGGAAGAUUUGUAAUGUACAUAUGUUGUCACUCUUCAUAGAUUAGCUAACCAAAAGUUACAGUGGAAUUUCAUCUGUAUUGUCCCCAGUGCUUAGAGGGUUCAGCUCAAUGUACAUUAAUGUAUUCUUCAAUGGUUACUUUUUUACUGUAACUGAGUCAUACAAAAUUAAAAAUUAUAAAAA